CUGAGUCGAGACGCCAUUCCUGGCUGUCAGAUCUCUGCUGACACACGGAAAUACUUUGAAGAUUUUAAGAAGAAGCAGCUGAAACUUUUGGUGAGUUUGGCUGUUGAAAUAAUUCAACCUAAAAUGGCUGAGAAAGCUCUGCUGGAAAGUUACCUGAGCUGCCAUGUGUGUUCAGAGACUUUCAGAGAUCCUGUGUCUCUGAGCUGCAACCACAGCUUCUGUUCAAGCUGCCUGCAGAAAUUCUGGGAACAAGCAGGAAACAAGAACUGUCCCAUCUGUAAAAGAAGAUCUUCCAAGGAUUAUCCAGCAAGCAACUUCACUCUGAAGUAUCUGGCUGACUCUUUUACUGGAAGACAGAAAUCUGGAUCAUCUGAGGCAGAAAAAGGAGAAGAGCAGCUGAUGGUGGUCUGCAGCAAACACCAAGAAGACCCUAAACUGUUCUGUGAAGACGAGCAGAGAGCUGUGUGUCCUGGCUGUGAAUUUUCUCUCCACCAGAGUCACAAAGUGGUUCCUGUAGAACAAGCAGUCAGUGAGCUGAAGGAGCAGCUGAGAUCUGACUUAAAGUCUCUGCAGGACAAGAGGAACAAACGCAAACAGGUGGAGAAAACAUACGAGGAUGUGAUUCAACACUCCAAGAAGCAGCUGUUGUCCACAGAGAGACAGAUCAGAGCAGAGUUCAACAAGCUCCACCCGUUCCUGAAAGAGGAAGAGGAGUCCAGACUGGCAGCUCUGAGGGAGGAAGAGGAGCAGAAGGGGAAGACUAUCAGCAGAGAGAUGAAGAGGAUCCAGGAGCAGAUCUCCUCUCUGUCAGACAGCAUCUCUGCUGUUGAAGAAGACCUGCAGAAAGACAACGUGUCGUUCCUCAGCAGUUAUAAAGCCACUCAGAGCAGAGCCAGAGGUCAGAGGUCACUGUCAGACCCACAGCUGGUCUCAGGAGCUCUGAUAGAUGUGGCCAAACACCUGGGCAACCUGUCCUUCAGAGUCUGGGAGAAGAUGAAGGAGAAGGUCCACUUCAGUCCUGUCAUUCUGGACCCAAACACUGCAAGUAGAUUUCUCUACCUGUCUGAUGAUCUGACCAGUGUGAGACGUGGAGACACAGAGCAGCAGCUUCCUGAUAAUCCAGAGAGAAACACUUAUUACACCGUUGUUUUUGGUUGUGAGGGCUUCAGCUCAGGGAAACACAGCUGGGAGGUGGAGGUGAGAGACCAUCCUCGCUGGGUUAUUGGUUAUGUUAAAGAGUCAGUUGAGAGGAAGGGAGAAAGAAAUGUUUUACCAGAAGAUGGAAUCUGGUGUUUGCGGCGUCGUUUUGGAAAAUACUUUAAUGGUGAUGAUCAAACUCUCACAGUGAAGAAGAAUCUCCAGAAGAUCAGAGUCCAGCUGGACUAUGACAAGGGGGAGGUGUCCUUCUACGACCCUGAAGACAUGUCUCACAUCUACACUCACAGAGACAUAUUCAAUGAGAAACUCUUCCCUUUUUUAGCUGUUGGAAAAGCUGCUGAUCUCAAAAUCUGUCAAACUGAGAUUUCUGUUUAAACAUUUUAAAAACAAAGUUGUGUUUUUAAAAUUCUCUGACUAUUUUUUUGUAUUUUUAGAUAUUUCUAUUUGCAGUAAGACCAACCUUUGUUUUAAAUUGUUAAUGAACAAUUUUAUUACUGUUUGAGGUUUUGAAACUUUAAUUUGAAUUGGAAAACUAAAUGUUUUUGAAUAUCAAAACAUCUAUAUCAUUUAAUGAGUGUUUUUAUUUUUGUGAAACUAGUAUAACAUAAUAAUUUAAGAAUGUUUUUACUUCAGUAUUUAGUAGUAAUCUUUCUCACUAGCAUUGGACAAUUCUUCAGACAAACAAAUUUGAAGAUUAUUUUUAUUUUGUUCCUAACUCUGUUUUGUAAAGCUGUUAACACAAACUCAGAUUUCUUAACUGGGUUAUUUUGUUAGUGUUGUUUUUGUUAUUGUAAUGAUUCAGUUCAGCAGGAAAUAUUAGAAAAUAAAUCUUCAGAUCCAGUUUUCUCUCUCUGACUGUUUUCUGCUCACUGAAUAUUUGCUUUCUUUUCCUCAAUGUAAAAGUUGUUUCCAUGCUAUUAAAACUGCU
Fundulus heteroclitus (mummichog) is the source of this 2086-nucleotide messenger RNA. Its product is annotated as zinc-binding protein A33-like. The transcript has a single exon. Bases 124 to 1533 code for a protein of 469 amino acids. The record is from RefSeq and is a predicted model, not a curated record. Lineage: Eukaryota; Metazoa; Chordata; Actinopteri; Cyprinodontiformes; Fundulidae. Gene Ontology annotation, molecular function: zinc ion binding; protein binding.